Mytilus californianus (California mussel) is the source of this 5273-nucleotide messenger RNA. Its product is annotated as serum response factor-like. The transcript has 8 exons. The record is from RefSeq and is a predicted model, not a curated record. Bases 127 to 1422 code for a protein of 431 amino acids. NCBI's taxonomy places the organism in Eukaryota, Metazoa, Mollusca, Bivalvia, Mytilida, Mytilidae. Gene Ontology annotation, molecular function: protein dimerization activity; RNA polymerase II cis-regulatory region sequence-specific DNA binding; DNA-binding transcription factor activity, RNA polymerase II-specific. Gene Ontology annotation, biological process: positive regulation of transcription by RNA polymerase II.
UCCGUUUAUGGCAAAUCCACAGAAUAAGGGAAGUUGAUGCUGAUUUCUCCCAUUCUUGCGAAAGUCGAGUUAACGUAAACACGGUUUGCCAAAACAAGAAAGAAAACUUGUUAUUUAAGGUUUGACAUGAUGAAUAACAACUCCCAUUCAAUUAAUCAACCAGCGUUUCCCACUAUUUCAAGUGGAACGGGUGUAAUGCCGAAAAAUAUUACAACUUCUGGUGGUUUAACUUACGAAAACAUUGAUCCGUCAAGUUUGGAACAAGGAUCUGAUUCUGAAGAUGGAUCAUACACUGGCGCCCAACUUGGGAAAAAGACAAGAGGUCGGGUUAAAAUUAAAAUGGAAUUUAUUGAAAAUAAACUAAGACGUUACACGACUUUCAGUAAGCGUAAAACUGGAAUAAUGAAAAAGGCAUAUGAGCUAUCUACCCUAACUGGUACUCAAGUGAUGUUGCUGGUAGCUAGUGAAACAGGACAUGUUUACACAUUUGCAACAAGAAAGUUACAGCCGAUGAUCACAAGUGAUAGCGGUAAAGCAUUAAUCCAAACAUGUCUGAAUUCCCCUGACCCUCCACCUGGAAGUAAUAGUGCACCAAUGUCCAUUGAACAGAGAAUGAAUCCUACUGGAUUUGAAGAAACUGAAUUGUCAUAUGCAGUUAGUGAGGAGGAAAAUCUAAAGAAUGAGAACAACAACAAACCUGUGUACACAACUUCCAGUCAGUCUGACUCUUCACCGUUGCAUCAAUCCAUCGCACAGGAAGUGAUUCAAACAAUCCAGACAUCAUCUAGUUCACCCGCCCCAGUAACAGUCUCAUCCACAGGACUUUCUCAACAAAUCCCACAAAAACCAUCAAACGUGGCAGUGCAGAUUCCUGGUUUACCUCCGGGAACAGUUUUAGUUCCGCCAGGGACACCACUGAUUCCAAUUCAGCAACAAAAUGGUCACACAGGGUUACAACAACAGGGACAAACGUUAUACAGAUUACCCAACUCUAAUCAGAUUGUUUCUAUACCAAAUGUAGGGACCAGCUUACAUCAACAAACGUUUGCGGAAACAUCCCAUUCUAUUACAACUGCAUCCUCAUCGACAGCACCUUCAUCAUCUAAUGUAUUACAGACAUUGAGUACUCCUUCUGCUACAGCUAUGACACCUGGUGUUGUAAUGUAUCAGACACCACAAGGAAUUGUUUAUGCCCCUACAACAGCAACCUUACAAGAUCGACAAGUGUUUAAUUUCCAACAGCCGGCUCAGCCAUUGUCAUUAUCACAAAAUGAAGGAGGUCAGCAGUAUAUUACCAUACCUGUUCCUGUCUCAAUAAAUGGUAACACACAGCUUGUACAGUUAGGAUCAGCAGAUUCACAACAACAACCUCAGCAGGUUACAUUAUCACAGCCCAGUGCAGCUAAGAAAGUGAGGAAGUGAUGGUCUAUCCUUGUGCUAAUGAUAUGAUGGUGCUAUGACCUUUAGUGAAGGUUCUCUUCCUAGUGACCCCAGUGUUUGUACUAGUUAAUGUAGAAUGGUAUACCUGUCUUUUAAUGAUAAACUGAUGGUAAAGCGGGAACAGUAUAAAAAUCCAUCAACAUAUAAUAUAUUAGUAUUUUGAUUGGAUGGAUUCCGUAUGACUUUGAGUGUUACUGUACUCAGUAGUAAGGUCCACAUAUGUACAUAUCUAUAGAUAUAUUUAUAAAAAAAAUAUGUCUUCUAAAAUAUCUGUAUAUGACAUUGAUUUCAUAAAUCUAAUUGUGUUAUAGACUCAUUUCCCAAAAAAAACUUUUGUGUUAUAACAAUUGUAAGUCAUGAACAUUACAAUAUACUAACUUACGAUCAAUUUUUAAUUCUUGUUUUUGUAACCUCUCUAGAUCUUUCCUAUGCCAUGCAUUCAAACAUUUGGCAAAGCAAAGUCUAUUUUUAAUGCCCUGUCUGCGAUAGAGAGGGCAUAAUGUUUUCAGGUGUGUGUGUCCCUCUGUUAGUCUGUCCGGCAUAAGUUGAUACUUUUUGUUUAAAGUAGUUUACCUUGAAGUUUUGAUCACUUCUACUUAAAUUUUUUAAGUCUUGAAAUUAAGUAAACAUUUUCAUUAUGAUAUAAACUUUUAAAAAUAUAUGCCAUAUAAAGUUUUGACCCAUAUGUAAAUAAGAUAGUGUGAGUGGGCCAUGGCAUUUUAUGGGCACACAUUCUUAUUCGAAUAUUUAUUUUAAACAUACAUAUAUGUAGUGAUGUUGGUUGACAAAAGUAAAAUGUAUAAAUAUUGUAUGAAUAUUGAUUUCUUAAGCAAUUUUAAAAUUAUUUGCCUGGCAUGCUACCAGUUUAGGUAAUCAUGGAAAUCACAUGGUAUACACAUUGUCAUCUUGUAAAUAUUAAAAUAUUUUGAUGCAUGUAGAACUUUACUGUAAACAUAUAAACUGUAUUGCUGAAUUUUGUACAUUUUUUUUAAAAAUAAAUAUGCAACGUACUUUUUGUUACAUUUUAAUUUAAACAAGUUAAAUGGUAUGUGAGUUAGGAAAAAAUAACUUUUUAUUCAGUUACUGUCAUUUGAUCAAGAGGGGAAAUGCAAAAUACCUAUGUAUAUAUAGCAAAGCAAAUUUUAUGAGAUUAUAUUAGAUCAUUUUUGUAUUCUUCAAUUUUUGUAAACUGUUUGCGGUAUAUCCAUUUUAAUGUGUUGUAAAUACAUCUGUUAGAAUUGGGAAAUUUUAUGUAAACUGUUUUGAGUAUAUUUAUUUUAACAUUCUGUAAAUACACUUGUUGAAAUUGUAAAAUUUUGUAGUUGAUUUUUCAUAUUUCAGUUAUGAAUUCUUUUUGUUGACAUUUCUUACAUUAAACAAACAAUUAUCAAUCAAUCAAUCAUGAAAAGUGUUUUUUACUGCUUAAGAACAAAUCACUGAAAAGUUUAAAUGUCUUGCCUUGAAAGGGGAGAUAAUUAAACAAGGAAGUGUUCCUGAUCAGGGUUGCUGAUGGAACAAGGGGAAACUACUCUGUUUGAUGUAGGGAUCCUUACAUAUUAUAGUACUAUGAAAUGCUACAAACACAUCUCAGAAAGUAAGAAAUCCAGAUAUGUUGGUUCUAUUUUUGUAUAAAUAUCUAUAGAUUUUUAUUAUUAUGCAUUUGUAUGUAUAUAUAUUUUAAGUGAUUUAGUGUGUGUUAUGCAUGGAUAUAUUAAAGGCAAAUGUGGUUGCUUAUUAAUAUGUGCAAAAUAUGAGGAUCAUAUCAUUUUAAAGUGGUUGUAGCAAGAAAUGCUUUACUAUCUAUUAUCUUUGUGCAUAUAUUUUUUUCUUCUGUAUGCAUACAUGUAUGUGUUCUACAAAACAUUCUCGGUGGACAAAGUUCUUUUAGUUUUAAGUGUGAUGACGUUUUCAGGUAUUGUCAUUUUUUCUAAACAAAACAUAAAAACAAAUAGUUUAUUUAUUUUCAGGCACCAUCAAAUUGAAUGAUUUUUUUCUUUCUCUCUUUAUUUACAGAAUGGAAGUUUGUGUAUCAAAUACUUUUUAAGUCCCCUACCGACGAAGUCAAUGGGGAAUUUAGGUUUGCACUCCGUCUAUCUGUCUGUCUGUCUGUCUGUCCAUCCGUCAGUCCGGCAAAUCAGUUUUCCACACUUUUUUUCUUUUGUUGUUUUAUCAUGACAAGUUACAGAUCAAGUUCGAAUUUUGUUCCGGUCUGAUGAUUUUGUGCAGAGUUAUGUUCCUUGGACUUAGAAAAUUCACUUAAAUAAUCAGUUUUCCACACUUUUUUUCGUCAUGCUUGAAGACAUUGACUUGAUAUUUGUUAUAUAGUUUACACCAUGACAAGUUAUAGAUCAAGGUCGCAUUUUGUUCCAGUACAAUGAAUGUUUAACCAGUAGGGGACUAUGUAUUGCCAUGCAAUACUCUCAGAAUGCUUGUUUAAUUUAAUUCCUGAAAAUAUUUUUACAAGUAUCAGCAACUGAUACUUAUUUGGCUAUGAUUUAAAAUAAAGUCUUUCAAUUUACAUUAAUUCAUUAAAUAUGGAAGUAUAGAAUGGAAAGAGAAAUUAUGUCAUUAUAUGGGAAUGAGAAUGGUUUGUAGAUAAAAUAUAAACAAAAAAGGAAAAAAAAAACUUUUUGCCAUGGCUUGAAAAUUAAAGAUUUGUUAUUUUUGUGAAAAAUUUAUUUGGCUUUAAAUUUGUUUCUGACUUCCGUAUAAAUGUUAUAAUCUUAAUUCAUGUUAAAUAUCAUAGAUAUUCACUCCAUAUUAAUGACCAAUGUUCUAUAGACUUUUUCAUCCUGCCUAUUUAGAUUUUUUAAUCAAAUGACCAUAAAAAUUUGGACUUUUACUCAGUAACUGCAUAAUUAUUUUAUUCUUCAAUUGUUAAUCUUAUAGUUUUUAUGCUUAAUGAUAUGAAAAUAGAUGUAUUUAAUGUAAUCACUGUUUGUAAAAAUUUAAUGCAGAUUUUCCAAUUUUGACCAAUAAGCAUGUAAGUAAUGCACAUUUGAGGGAAGCCUGGAACUGUUACUUGCUUUUUUACUACUUAAAAAUUAUAAAAUCUGCAUUUAAUUCAUAUAAAGUCAAAAUAUUUUAAUAAACAAAACAUAUCCAAAUAGAAGAAUGAUUACAAAAUGUAAGUAGUAUUGUUUUCAUUUGGAUAAAUUUAGCUAUUGUUUACCAUGUUUCCAUGGCGGUAGGUGCUUUAAAAUGGAACAGGUUUUAACAUUCAUUGCAUAGUUUUAGCCAAGGAAAAAAAUAUGGAUGCUAUAAAAUAUUUUGCCAAAGUUAUCAAUUACCAAAUUUUAAAUAUAUCAUUAUGAAUUUUCCCAGUUAUGUUUGAAAAUUAAUUUGGGUGCAUACAAAACACAUUUUAUUCAGUAGAUUCUCUCGAGUUUGACCUGAUAAAGUAUAAUAAUGUAAAGCUUUACCUUACAAUUGGGUCAUGGAAACAAUACAAUUUUGUAGUGCUUCCGAGUACAGCCAUGUACGCAUAAUCAUCCACUCGUCCAUUUUAAAAACUCUGCAUCAGGUACAUUUGUAGUAAUGUAUGGUUUUCAAAAGUCAUCAAUAUUAUGGUAUUAAGGAUUAUCACUGUUUAUUUAAUGAACUCUUAAACUUAAUUUCAGUCAGAAAAUAUAAGGCCUGUUUUAAAUUUUCUUUAAAGAGCUUAAUAUUUAUUUUUUGUGGCCUUUCAAGAAAUUGUUCUAAGUUCAUUGUGAAUGAAAUCUCUUUCUCUAGUCAGUUAUUGAAAUGUACAACUUAUGUCAUCUUGUUGAUGUUUUUUGCUUAGAUUUUGUAUUGUUAUUUUUAUACAAAUACAUUUUGAUACAAUAUUAAAA